This is a messenger RNA of Nematostella vectensis (starlet sea anemone), 3524 nucleotides long. Its product is annotated as rhodopsin, G0-coupled. NCBI's taxonomy places the organism in Eukaryota, Metazoa, Cnidaria, Anthozoa, Actiniaria, Edwardsiidae. The record is from RefSeq and is a predicted model, not a curated record. Gene Ontology annotation, biological process: G protein-coupled receptor signaling pathway. Gene Ontology annotation, cellular component: membrane. Bases 514 to 2544 code for a protein of 676 amino acids. Gene Ontology annotation, molecular function: G protein-coupled receptor activity. The transcript has a single exon.
UCAUGUUUGCACCUUUUUAUGUGCAAAAUCACUUAACCGGUGGCUCACGCCUUCGGUAUCAAGUACCUGCGGUAAGAAAAAAUUCAAAUUUAGAUCUGGGGAGAUAAAGCAUCACUGUGGGUAUCCCAAAUGUGCAAGGGACCUCAUAAGAAAUUUUAAUAAAGCGCACAGGAAAAGGUAAAUAAACGGAAUAAAGGACUCUACACACAGCAGACAAACUAAUUAGAUCUUUAUGCUAAUUAGUGUCGGGUCUGAUCGCACUGAUUGGCUACCAGGUCAAUCAAGAGAUAAAGCAAAUACUUGAAAAAGUUGUCAAAGAUAAUCAAACCUCCAAACAUACUACACCGCGGUUGUUUACCUAACGUCUAUUUGGAGUGUGUUUUGCGACAUGUGAAACACAACGCAUGUCUACACACUAAUCCUCAACAUCGAAAGGAUGAAGGCUUUGAUUUAUGGCUUCAAAAACGAGAGAUUUUAGCGUCGCUGGCGCGUGUCUCCAACCGGUUUACAAACAUGAGUGCUACUACAACUGCAGCAAACAUCUCAACGGACGUUUAUCAAACUUCUCGACAAGUAUCAGUUGCGUAUCUUCUAAUCGUCGGUAUAUUAGGGACUUUAGGGAACUCCUUGGUCGUGUUUGUUUUGUGGAAAUACCCUAAACUACGGACUGCAACAAACUUGUUUAUUUUGAAUCUCGCAUUUUGUGACUUGGUGAUGGCCUUAUUGGACUUAUCUCUCUCCGUAGCAUCAGCGCUAAGCAACCGUUGGUUAUGGGGAAAAUCUGGUUGCCUCGGCUAUGGAUUUUUGCACUAUUUCUUUAUAAGUAACAGUGUGAGUACAUUGGCUGCGAUAAGUGUUGAUCGCUUUUUCUACAUCACAAAACCUGGUCAGAUAAAAGCUUGGAGAAUAACACGGACCAGGGCAGGAAUAAUCCUAAUCAUUAUCUACAUCUACGUCCUGUUAUUCACGUUUCCUCCAAUUGCGGGAUGGAGUUCAUUUACAGAAGAAAAAUUCUACUUUAGCGGAUGCUUCAUAAAGUACAGUGACCAGAACCCAGCGUCCAUGGCUUAUUCUGUCAUUGCUUCGGUAUUUUUAUACCUAAUGCCUUUGAUUUUGAUGAUCUGUUGCUACUCAAAAAUAUUCAUGGCCGUGCGGAAAAGUACACGCAGGACUAUGACAAACUCAAACGCCGUCCGCAAAAAAUUCCCUAUUAUGAAAAGGACGCAUAUUCAAACAGCCAAAAUGAUAGUGGUGGUGAUCUUUUUCUCAAUGAUUGUGUGGGUUCCCUAUGUUGCUGUUUCCCUUAUACAGGCGUUUACAGCUGACUCUAUUAUAACCCCUACCGCAUCUCAUAUCACUGUGCUAGUAGCCAAGUCCUGCGUGAUUUACAAUGUCCUGAUAUACGUUGUACUUAACCGUAAGCUGAAAGCUGUUAUACUUAAUUUAUUAUGUUGCGGAAGGCAAAUUAAUUUUUCGGGGAGCAAUAUGCCGACAUCAAAUCUCCGUAUUAGUAGAAUACUGAGUGAGACAGACAGGGAAAUUGCGCCAGAUGCGGUACGCAAUAGACUAAAUGUUUUGCAAAACAAUGAUAAUGCUUCGGCUGUAGAUGCUUCCGUCGAAAGAUCUUCACCGAUUCCUACACACACCACCUUUAAGCCGGACCUUAUUGAGACUCCAAAAGGAACAAAACAAAGACACGGAAACGUUAAAACAGUGGAAUUCAAGGUCGUAGAACAAGACGGGAAUGUUAUUACUCCUGUGAACGACGCUGCUAAUGGAACAGGGUCAGGUGGCAACUUGCCCAAAAUUCGCCGGAAAAAACUACCACAAAUCCCAAGAGAUAACCAAGAGACUAACGGGAAUUUAGUUGGGCAGUUUGGAGAUGAUUUGAAUAGCGUAGGUGUUAGCAAUAAGGACUUUUCCAGCUGUGAAGAAACCUCUCUGGCUAAAACAGAGAAAUUGCUACUAACUGAAACUGUAACAAGGGCAGAGGCAAGGCGAAGGGCACUGCGUAAGAUAAACGACCGUAAAGUCAGUAAUAGCGUGCCGAGCAUUGAAAAGCGUGAUAGUACAAGUUCAGGAGCUACUGUGGCUACGGGGAAUGAGAGUCACGAUAGAAGUAUCAGUCCGUCAACACCCAAUGGGAGAAUCCUGCCUGAAAUCCCAAAUCACGUGGGAGACAAACACGAGAAAAAGCGAAACGGAAAUGCUAAAACUAAUGAGGCUGAUCGAAUAGGAGCAGAUUCCUCAAGAACAGCAAUUCCCAGUUCGUGCACUAGCACACUAAGCAAUCAUUCUCGUGCUUGGAGUGAAAAGGACACAGGAAACCCGGCUGCUCCAGCACGCUCGAUGACGUCACCAAGGCGAAACGGUAAAAGAAAAACGCGUAAACACAUGGACAGGAAUGCGUCACUGAGGGCCAGGUUACAAAGGUGUAGUGUGGAUGUGCUCCAGGCUUCACCGAGUGAACUUCACGAGAUUCAGAACUACUGGAAAAGAAUGAGUCUAUGUCUUGAUGACAUUGAUUUAGACGAGAUGGUUUGAAUAACAACUCACAUAUAUGCAUUUUAUGGAAUAAACAUACGUCUUUACAAACAUUCCUUACAUAUUUGUGGAUAUUGUAAAUAUUGUUAGAUAGUGUAAUUUUAUGUAUUUUCAAAUAUAGAUAUGAUAUAUUUAUAUUGUGAGAUCAGAUAAUAUAAAGUACUUUGAAAGAGCUGGCCUCAUGUACUCACUCGCUCACUAUUACUUAUCCAACCCUUGGGGAGAGACUACACUAAAUGUGCUAAUGAAUGAAUUAAGAAAAGGAAAUGUUAUCUUCUCGUCAUAUAUCCAAUGACUGUUUUCUUAUUUGUGUUUUCUUUCUUUUAAGCUUUCUGUUUAAUUUAUAAAAUAAUUAAAAAAAAAUUAUCGCUUUUUAGAUGCCAAAUAAAUACACUUAGAUCUUAAUAUGAUGGAGUAUUUGAGGACCGAUAGUCCUGUAAUUUGCUUGUUUACUUCUACUGCUUCGAGCAUUUCAAAGCCGACCCCUUUAUCCGCAAAAGGGCAUUUUGCAUAUGAUUUGUAAGGAAUAUUUUGCUUAUUAUUUCAAAUCAAAAUCAUCCUGAUUAGAGUUUUCCCAUAUGGUUUCGGUUUCUACUAGAACCCAUUUUUCCUUCCAAGCCGGCCUGUGCUAUUGCGCAUGCUCAGUAAACCGCUCAUCAACUGCAUGCAGCAGCCGAGCUGAUUUCACUAGAUUUGAUAAUUUAAAUAACUUUAGUUGAUAAUAGGGAAUGUAAUAAAUAUUUUCUAUAUCAUGUUAGAGCAUUGUUUUAUAUGUCAUUUGAUAAUAAGUCAUCCCACAUGGCUAAUGCUUCCGGUUUUUGACUCACGGACUUGAAUGUCUCAUCGUUCGAUAAAAGGGCCUUUGCAGUCACUUGCACGUGGGUCUGUCACGGACCUGCGCGGAAUCGCCAUCAAGAGAUUUCGGAGGCAUAAUCUUUGGACUCUACCGGCAGUUGGCGCCACUGUUCGCCGACGCCCUA